AACCUAAGAUCAAUCUCCAUUGAUACCCAAAAAAAGACUGCUUGGAUUUAGGCUGGCGCGACCCUAGGGGAAGUUUACUAUAGAAUCGCGGAAAAAAGUAAAAAAUUGGCCUUUGUUUCUGGGGUUAGUCCUGUUGUAGGUGUUGGUGGACACUUUAGUGGUGGAGGCUAUGGCAUGAUGUCACGAAAAUUCGGUAUUGCUGCUGAUAACAUCAUUGAUGCAAAAUUAAUCGAUUCUGAUGGACGAAUCCUGGAUCGAAAAUCAAUGGGUGAGGAUCUCUUUUGGGCUAUUAGAGGAGGUGGAGGGACUAGCUUUGGUCUCAUUAUAUCAUGGAAGGUGAAACUACUCGAUAUUCCAGAAAAGGUGACUGUGUUCAAUGUGGGACGAACGUUGGAACAAAAUGCAACUCAGCUUGUUUACGAAUGGCAACAUAUCGCAGACAAAGUUGAUGACAAUCUCCUCCUCAUGAUCUUCUUGAGAGAUAGUGAAUUUCCAUUCGGGGGUGGGCAAAGGAGUAUCUAUGCCUUUUUCACUACAAUGUUCGUUGGAGGGGUAGAUGAACUCCUCCACGAAAUGCAAAAGAGGUUCUCAGAACUAGGAAUAAUGAAAGAAGAUUGCAUUGAGAUGAGUUGGAUCGAAUCUAUACUCUUCUUUGCCGGUUUCCCUAGGGGCACAUCACUUGAUGUGUUACUAAAUCGGAAUAAUACUAAUCAAGUAGGAUUCUUCAAAGGAAAAUCAGACUAUGUGCAACGUCCAAUUUCUAUAAAUGGUCUUGAAGGUAUAUGGAAACUACUCAAUCAAUCAAUAGGCGAAAACUCAGGUGCCGAAUUACAGUUUAGUCCUUACGGAGGAAAGUUGAGUGACAUCUCAGAAUUUGAAACUCCUUUCCCUCAUAGAGCUGGAAAUAUAUUCAUGAUCGAGUAUGCAGUGUAUUGGGGGAGAAUGGAAGAUUCUACAAGAAACAUAGCGUGGAUUCGAAAUCUUUAUGAAUACAUGGCUAAGUAUGUUUUAAAAUCUCCUAGAGCUGCUUAUUUCAAUUAUAGAGAUCUUGAUUUGGGAGUGAACAAUAAAGGAAACUUUACAAGCUAUGCACAAGCAAAAAUUUGGGGAGAGAAAUACUUCAAGAACAAUUUUGAUAGAUUGGUGAAAGUGAAGACUAAAACUGAUCCAACAAAUUUCUUUAGGAAUGAACAAAGUAUUCCUCCUCUAUCAUCUGAAGCUUAG
Solanum dulcamara is the source of this 1224-nucleotide messenger RNA. RefSeq names its product berberine bridge enzyme-like 28. NCBI's taxonomy places the organism in Eukaryota, Viridiplantae, Streptophyta, Magnoliopsida, Solanales, Solanaceae. The record is from RefSeq and is a predicted model, not a curated record. Bases 175 to 1224 code for a protein of 349 amino acids. The transcript has a single exon. Gene Ontology annotation, molecular function: oxidoreductase activity; flavin adenine dinucleotide binding.